GUUUGACUGAAUCUGAGGGAGUCUCUCGUGGUUCCGUGUGCUGCUUUUUCAACCCCUGCUGGGAGCCUUGAGGAGAGCGGGCGGGCUGGGACUCCGCGCCAUGGCCGCAGUGAGCUAUGAGGAUGUGCAUGUGAAUUUCACUCAUGAAGAGUGGGCUUUGCUGGAUCCUUCCCAGAAGAGUCUCUAUAAGGAUGUGAUGCUGGAAACCUGCAGGAACCUCACUGCCGUAGGGUACAGAUUGGAAGACCACAAUAUUGAAGAACACUGUCAAAGUUCUGGAAGACAUGGGAGAUACAACAUCUGUAAUUGUGGAUACAAGCCCUGUGAGAAUAAGGGCCAUGGAAGGAAACAAUGUACUUUCGUAUGUAACAGUUUUCUUCAAACAUAUGAAAGAAUCCGUUCUGAAGAGAAACCCUAUGAACGUAAUCAAUACAGUAAAGCCUUUGCAAAUUUCCAUAGUCUUCCGCAACAUGCAACAACUCAUCCUAGAGAAAAACCAUAUAAAUGUAAUCACUGUGGUAAAGCCUUUGUAAGUCCCAGUUCUCUUCAAAUACAUCAGAGAACACAUAUGGGUGAGAAACUUUGUAACUGCAGAGAAUGUGGUAAAACCUUUGUAAGUCGCAGUUCUCAGAUACACCAAAGAACUGAUACUGGAGAGAAACCUUAUGCGUGUUCGAAGUGUGGUGAAGCCUUUGAAAAUGCCAGUAAAAAUCAAAAUCAUAAUAAACAUCACACUCUGGAGAAACUCUUUGAGUGUAGUCAAUGUGGGAAAGCCUUUGCAAGUCGCAGUUAUAUUCCAGUACACAAAAGAGUUCACAUUGGAGAGAAACCGUAUGAAUGUACUCAAUGUGGUAAAGCCUUUACAAGCCGCAGUUAUCUCAAAAUACAUAGAAGCAUUCAUACUGGAGAGAAACCAUAUGAGUGUAAUCAAUGUGGUAAAGCCUUUGCAAAUUUCUAUAGUCUUCGACAACAUGAAAAAUAUCAUACUAGAGAAAAGCCUUAUGAAUGUAGUCAUUGUGGUAAAGCCUUUCCAAGUCCCAGUUCUCUUCAAGUACAUGAAAGAACUCAUACUGGAGAAAAACCCUAUGAGUGCAAUGAAUGUGGUAAAGCAUUUAUAAGUCACAGUUCUCUUCAGAUACACAAAAGGGUUCAUACUGGAGAGAAACCAUAUGAAUGUACUCUGUGUGGAAAAGCCUUUGUAAAUCGAAGUUAUCUUGAAGUACACAAAAGAAUUCAUACUGGAGAAAAACCGUAUGAAUGUAAUCAGUGCAGUAAAGCCUUUGCAAAUUUUCGUAGUCUUCAACAACAUGAAAAAAACCAUACUAGAGAAAAACCCUAUGAGUGUAGUCAAUGCAGUAAAGCCUUUGUAAGUCCUUGUCAUCUUCAAAUACACCAAAGAACUCAUACAGGUGAGAAACCCUAUGAUUGCAGUGAAUGUGGCAAAGCGUUUACACGUCUCAGUAAUCUUCAAGUACACAAAAGAACUCACACGGGACAGAAACCCUAUUGUUGCAGUGAAUGUGGUAAAGCAUUUCCAUGUCUCAGUAAUCUUCAAAUACACGAAAGAAUUCACACUGGAGAGAAACCCUAUGAAUGUAAUCAGUGUGGUAAAGCCUUUGCAAGUCGUGCUAGUCUUCAGUACCAUGAAAAACAUCACACUGGAGAGAAACCAUAUGAAUGUAAUCAGUGUGGUAAAACCUUUGUAAGUCCCAGUCAUCUUCAAAUACACCAAAGAACUCACACGGGUGAGAAACCCUAUGAAUGUAAUCAGUGUGGUAAAGCGUUUGCACGUCGCAGUAAUCUUCAAAUACAUGAAAGAACCCACACUGGAGAGAAACCCUAUGAAUGUAAUCAGUGUGGUAAAGCCUUUGCAAGUCGUGCUAGUCUUCAGUACCAUGAAAAACAUCAUACUGGAGAGAAACCAUAUGGAUGUACUCAAUGUGGUAAAGGCUUUGCACUUCGCAGUCUUCUUCAAGUACACGAAAGAACUCACACUGGAGAGAAACCCUAUGAAUGUACUCAGUGUGGUAAAGCCUUUGUAAGUCGUAGUUAUCUUCAAAUACACAAAAGAGCUCAUGCAGGAGAAAAACGGUAUGAAUGUAUUCAAUGUGGAAAAGGCUUUGUAUAUCUCACUAGUCUUUGUAGUCACAAAAAAUCUUGUGCUGGAGAGAAAUCCUAUGGCAGGACUUGAUACAAAGAUGAAUAGGACCCUGAGAAGCCUAAGGCAGCAGACCUGCUUCUGGACCUGUGCAGUGUUACCUUGUAGCGCAUUGUCUACUCUCCCCAGAGUUAGUAGUUACAUGUCUAUUAGAGCAGAAUAUGUCCAUGCCGGCCGAGCGUGGAGAGAUGACCGUUCUUCUAUGGUUGUAGUAGAGACGUCUGUUCUAGAGUCAAUCUCAUCAAGUUUCUUACAUUUAAAUCCAUUAAUGUUUUAUGAUUCUCCUUCAAUAAAGUUAAAGUUACA
Molecule: messenger RNA, 2464 nt
Organism: Grammomys surdaster
Lineage: Eukaryota; Metazoa; Chordata; Mammalia; Rodentia; Muridae
Product: zinc finger protein 709-like
Exons: 4
Coding region: 101-2191 (696 amino acids)
Biological process (GO): regulation of DNA-templated transcription
Molecular function (GO): RNA polymerase II cis-regulatory region sequence-specific DNA binding; DNA-binding transcription factor activity, RNA polymerase II-specific
Source: RefSeq, a predicted model, not a curated record